UAAAUUAUAUUUUACUCUUCAUUUUUUGUAUUGACUUUUUUUAAAUGUAAUACUAUAUUAUAUAUGCAUGUAUAUGUCGAAUUCACGAAAAUUUACUGCAAAUCGUUGGUUCAUAUUUUGAUAUUUUUUACAUUUUCCUAUCGGUUUCAAAGUUGACAAAUUCCAUUAGUUUUAUUAGAAUGCUCAGAGAUUGUUUAACUUAACCAAUUGCUAACCUAAUUAGUGAUUUAAACAUUCAACUUAAAAUACAUCAUAAAUUAUAUUACACAAUACAUUUAAAUGUUUUUAAAUGAAUGACAAGAAUAAUCAUUCUCUUUUUACCACCAAAUACGGUACGAUGGCCCAUCAUGAACAAUUUCAUUCAUUUUCUGAAAGGGAAGAUACAGUUCCUAUUGGAUCAUUAAAUAUUUUAUCUGCAAAGUAUGAGAGUUUAGAUUAUGAAAUUGUCGAAAACUAUGUUUAUCGUGAUGAAGAGCGAAAAAAAGGUUACCAAUUUGUUGUCAAGAAGAAUGUUGUCAGGUGGGCUAUAUUUUUUUGGAUUGGGGUCAUAACUGCAGUUAUCGGUGUAAUUAUUGAUUUAUCCAUAGAGAUUAUUGCUGAUUUAAAAUUUGGCAAUGUUAAAGAAUAUAUUGAUACAUGCAAUAAAAAAAACUGUUUAUGGCAACCUUAUAUAUUAUUGUUAGUUUAUAAUAUUGUGCCAGUUUUAAUUGGAUCUAUAUUAGUGACUUAUAUUGAACCAGUUGCUUUAGGAUCUGGAAUUCCUCAAGUUAAAUGUUAUCUCAAUGGAAUUAAAAUACCAAGAUUAGUUAGAGUCAAAACAUUAUUUAUAAAAGUAAUUGGUGUAAUUACUACUGUUGUAGGUGGUAUGUGUGGAGGAAAGGAAGGUCCAAUGAUUCAUGCUGGUGCUGUUGUAGCUGCAGGAAUCUCCCAAGGAAAAAGUACAACCUUUAAUAAGGAUUGUGGAGUUUUAAAAUAUUUUAGAGAAGAUCAUGAAAAAAGAGAUUUUGUAUCUGGAGGAGCUGCUGCUGGAGUAGCUGCUGCAUUUGGUUCACCAGUUGGUGGUGUAUUAUUCAGUUUAGAAGAAGGAGCAAGUUUCUGGAAUCAAGCACUUACUUGGAGAAUAUUUUUUGCUUCUAUGAUUUCAACAUUUACUUUAAAUUCAGUUUUGAGUGCAUAUCAUGGUCAUCCUGGUGAAUUGACAUAUUGGGGUUUAUUAAAUUUUGGAAAGUUCAACAAUUUUGCGUUAUCUUAUGAAAUGAUCGAAUUGCCAAUUUUUUUAGCAAUGGGAGUAACUGGUGGACUAUUAGGAGCACUAUUUUGUCACCUUAAUUAUAAACUCACCAUAUUCAGAAUGAGGCAUUUGGUGAGUUGCUGGAAGAAAGUUUUAGAAGCUGUUUUGGUAUGUAGUAUUACAGCAACUGUGGGAUUUUUGUUAAUGUUAUGGGAAAAUGAUUGUAAACCAUUAGGUCUGGAUCCAACAAAACAUCCUGUACAGUUAAAUUGUAAUGAUGGCGAGUAUAAUUCAAUGGCAUCAUUGUGGCUACAAGUUCCAGAAGCAUCUGUUAGGUCUUUUUUUCAUGAUCCAGCAGAAUCGCUCAAAGUAGCUACAUUAGCAUAUUUCGCGGUUUCUUUUUAUUUUCUUACAAUUUGGACAUAUGGCUUAAGUGUGAGUGCUGGAAUAUUUAUUCCAUGUUUAGCUACAGGAGCAGCAUGGGGCCGACUUAUUGGAAUUGGUGUUCAAUGUAUAUUUCCAAAUGUGGAUGUUGGAAAAUAUGCUUUGAUAGGUGCAGCUUCACAACUUGGUGGUGUUGUUCGUAUGACUAUUAGUCUUACGAUUAUAUUGAUUGAAGCAACUGGUGACAUUACUUUUGGUUUACCACUUAUGAUUUGUUUACUAACAGCAAAAUGGAUUGGCGACUAUUUUACUGAAAGUAUUUACGACAUUCAUAUUCAAUUAAGUGGUAUACCUUUAAUGGCUUGGGAUCCUCCACCACUGUCAUCCAAUAUUUUUGCUACUGAAGUUAUGGCGCAUCCUGUUGCUGUGUUUAAAUCAAAAGAAACGGUUGGGAAAAUUGUUGAUACUUUAAAAAAGUAUACAUAUAAUGGAUUCCCAGUAGUUGAUGAUAUUUUUAGUGUUGAUUCGGAAAUAGGUGACAAUAAAUCUAAUGGUCGUUUACGUGGUUUAAUUCUUCGGUCCCAACUAAUUGUAUUGCUACAAAACAAAGUAUUUAAUGAAGUUCCAUCUGCUUGGGACUAUGUUUCAUUAACAACUUUCCGACAAGAUUAUCCAAGAUAUUCAGAUAUAGACGGUAUAGAAAUAUUAGACAGUGAACGGAAUUAUACUGUGGAUCUGUUAAGGUUUAUGAAUCCAUCACCCUAUGUUGUACAGCAUAUGGCAUCAUUACCUAGAAUAUUCAGACUAUUUAGAGCAAUGGGUCUAAGACAUAUUGUUGUUGUUAAUGAUUCAAAUGAGGUGGUCGGUAUAGUUACCCGUAAAGAUCUCACUCGAUAUAAAGUAUGGAGACAUCGAGGUACAAUAGGAGUUGUAGAACUCAAAGUAUCUGCAAAAUUAUGAUAGUACUUAUAGUAAAUUUAUCUAUUCAUAAAUUUAAAUCAAUAAUAAAUUAUUUAAGUAUAAAGUUACGCUAUUUUGACAUAUCAAAUGCUAUAUUUUUUUAUUAUGUAUGUAUAUAA
This is a messenger RNA of Sipha flava (yellow sugarcane aphid), 2694 nucleotides long. RefSeq names its product H(+)/Cl(-) exchange transporter 7-like. Gene Ontology annotation, molecular function: voltage-gated chloride channel activity. Bases 290 to 2575 code for a protein of 761 amino acids. Gene Ontology annotation, cellular component: intracellular membrane-bounded organelle; lysosomal membrane. The transcript has 17 exons. Lineage: Eukaryota; Metazoa; Arthropoda; Insecta; Hemiptera; Aphididae. Gene Ontology annotation, biological process: chloride transport; transmembrane transport. The record is from RefSeq and is a predicted model, not a curated record.